CUACUUUAUAGGUGGGAUGUUAAUAAUGAAUUUGACAGUAGGGGUUCUUUUUACGUAUAGAUUAUUGAUUUGAAGUCAACAUACAUUGUUGUAUUUUUGCAAUUUGAAGAUUUUGCAACUAUAUUAUGUUCAAGUGAAAGUGUGAGUGGACAUUAUCUCCAACAUGGCCACGGCCGCGGACGCCGCCUAUCUGCUCAAGGCCAGCACAACGCAGCCACGUGCCCCUGUGGUCAAAUAAAGAUAAACGCGUUCAGAAGUUCCAGCGGCACCACCGGGGAUUCACGCUCAUCCGCACGCCGGCGAUGAGGAUCAGCCUCUCUCUCGCGCCUCAGCUCGUUUUGCAAGAAAGUCAAUGUAAAUCCAUCCCUCCUUUUGUCAGCCGACUUUGGGCGAGAAGACUGGCCACCGUCAACUCGCAGCAAUCUGAAACCUUUACUGAUCCUUUCUCCGCUCCUUCAAGGAUGCAUCCAGCGUACAGUUUGUGUCUCCUUUUGGCCCUGCUGCAUGUGUCUACAGGUCUGCUCCUGGGAGCCUUCAACAUCAAGUCUUUUGGUGAUAAGAAAGCCUCCAACACAACCUUGAUGAACAUCAUUAGCAAGAUCGUCCACCGCUACGACAUCCUUCUGAUCCAGGAGGUCAGAGACAACGACCUCUCGGCCACCGAGAAACUCAUGCAGCAUGUCAACAAAGGUUCUCCACAAUUUAGGUACAAGCAUAUUGUCAGUGAGCCUCUGGGUCGUAGUUCCUACAAGGAACGGUAUCUCUUCCUAUACAGGGAGGCGACUGCGUCAGUGGGCAAAAACUAUACUUACGACGACGGCUGCGAGCCCUGCGGGAGCGACACCUUCAUAAGGGAGCCCUUUGUCGUCAUGUUCUCCUCCGAUGACGCCGUUGUCAGGAACUUUGUGCUGAUCCCACAACACGCCUCGCCGGACUUCGCCUCGCAGGAAGUAGACGAGCUCUGGGUGAGUGACACCCAUAUACUGGCCCCGCAGGACAUCGUUCUUCUCGGCGACUUCAACACAGACUGCACAUAUGUCACAGGCUCAGACUGGAUGAAGAUCCGCCUCUUCACCGACAAGAGCUUCCAUUGGCUGAUCCCUAAUGAGGCUGACACCACAGUGUCACACACUCAUUGUGCAUAUGACAGGAUUGUGGUGACCGAUGACAUGAUGAAGGGAGUCGCGCACCACAGUGCUGAGGUGUACGACUUCAUGGUGGAUCUGAAUCUCAGCUUCAGUAUGGCAUUGGCUGUUAGUGACCAUUUCCCGGUGGAGGUGAAGCUGCUCGUUUGAGCCUAGGACUGCCUGAACCAUCGGCAUCAGCCUCGACUGGAAUUCUCCCACGCCCGAGCCAAACAAC
Messenger RNA from Phyllopteryx taeniolatus (common seadragon), 1362 nucleotides. It is a transcript of the gene dnase1, whose product is annotated as deoxyribonuclease I. The transcript has 10 exons. Gene Ontology annotation, cellular component: nucleus. The record is from RefSeq and is a predicted model, not a curated record. Lineage: Eukaryota; Metazoa; Chordata; Actinopteri; Syngnathiformes; Syngnathidae. Gene Ontology annotation, biological process: DNA catabolic process. Gene Ontology annotation, molecular function: DNA nuclease activity. Bases 303 to 1295 code for a protein of 330 amino acids.